AUGGCCGCCACCACCCCCAAGAAGCUCCGCAUCGCCGUGAUGCUCGAAAUGGUCCAGCUCUCCGACAUCAUGGGCAUCGACAUUUUCGGCAACCUCUCCCAGGAAUACAUGAGCCAGAUCCACCACUUCGAGCCCGCCUGGGCCGCCUUCGCGCCGCACGCCGUCGAGAUGGAGUUCUUCUUCCUGGCCACGACGCUGGAGCCGGCGCACAUGACGCCCGGGCUCAAGUUCGUGCCCAACAUGACGUACGACGACUGCCCGCGCGACCUCGACAUCGUCAUCGUCGGCGGCACCUUCUUCUCGCACCGCCCGGCCGCGGCCGACCGCUUCAUGAAGGAGGCCUGGCUCAGGACCCGCGUGUGGAUGACCACCUGCACGGGGAGUGUUUGGUUGGCGAGUACCGGCUUGUUGGAUGGCCGGAAGGCGACCACGAAUAGGGAGGGGUUGGCGAUUGCGAAGAAGCUGUGCCCGGAUGUGGACUGGCAGGAUCAGCGCUGGGUGGUGGAGGAGAAGCCGUUUGAUGGGGAGGGCAAGGGGGAGUUGUGGACUGCGGGGGGUGCUGGAGCCGGUCUCAACAUGAUUGCUACGUAUUGCAUGGAGAACUUUGACAAGGAGUUUGUCACGACGCUGGCUCUGAAGCCAUUGGAGUUCCGCCUGGAUGGCAACAUGAGCCAGUUCUACCUGGCUUGA
Molecule: messenger RNA, 690 nt
Organism: Chaetomium globosum CBS 148.51
Lineage: Eukaryota; Fungi; Ascomycota; Sordariomycetes; Sordariales; Chaetomiaceae
Exons: 2
Coding region: 1-690 (229 amino acids)
Source: RefSeq, a predicted model, not a curated record